CGGCAAAAAUAAAAGUACUCGUACAGAUUGGCGAAUCCUAUAGAUACAAACAAACCUAUAGAUACACACAAUCACCGGAAACCCAGAACCAAAAAAACCAAAAAAGCCAAAAAAACAUCAACCCCGGCAUAAUAUGGCCGGAAGAAAUCACAUCCCACCGGAAUCUCUCAACAGUCGUCGUCAAUCAUCACCCCCACGUCAUCAAACCCACCGUCCAAUAAUAACCCACGAAAUCCAAACACUAUUAUCCGACAACCAGCGACUAGCAGCAGCACACGUGGCACUAAAGCAAGAACUAGCUGUGGCAUUACAAGACCUACGUCACUUUUCAUCAGCAGCAGCAAAUAUAAAGGCAGAAAGAGAGGCAGAAGUGAGGGAAGUUUUCGAAAAAGCGAUAAAGAUGGAAAGUGAAGUCAGGAUUAUUGAUGAGAUGAAAAGUGAUUUGGGUGUUGUUAAGAGUGAUAUAAUUAAGCUGCUUGAUGAGAGGAAAGAAUUGAAUGAAAAAUUGGAACUUGUUGUUGGAGAAAUUGGGAAAGAAAAAGCUAAUGGGAGUCGGGUUUUGGAGAUUCGAGAAGAGAUUGAUUCGAUGCGUAAUGAGGUUCAAAAGGGAAAGGCUGCGAUUGAGUAUGAAAAAAAGGUGUAUGCCAGUAACAUUGAACAAAACCAAGCAAUGGAAAAAAGUAAGAUUUCUAUGACCCAUGAAAUCGAGAAGCUAAAAGCUGAACUUGCUAAUGCAGAGAAGAAAGUAAUGGCAGUUGCUGCUGCGGCUGCAACAAAUACUCCAGGAACCACAUAUGCCGCAGGAUUUGUGAACCGUGAUAUGGGUUAUGGUGGAAAUGCAUAUCCUACCCCAUACGCUGGACAUCAGGUUCCACAAUAUGGGUCUGGACCUGUACCCCCGGGUAUGUAUGGCAUGCAACCUGGUAUAGUUGAUCCGCAGUAUGUACCUGCAGUUGUACCUCACGUUCCAUAUGACAUGCAACAUCCAAAUGCACAUGGAUGAAAUUUGUUUUCACACUUGAAACAAGCGGUGAUGUUUUUCAUUUAUUCAGUUUUAGGGUUCGGAAAACAUCUCGAGCACUAUUCAAUUUUUUAUGAUGUAUAAUAAUUUCUAGGGCUUCCGUGUUGCAUAAACUGUAUUAAGGUUUAUGUAUAGAAGAUGCAUAUCCAAUAAGAAGCAAAAUGGGUCUGCAUCUAGCAAAAAUGUAAAAGAAAUAAACUUGUGUAGGAAAUAACAAUAAUGAUCUCUUUUUUUUUUUCUCAACUAAAUCAAAUUCCUGUUUGAAAUU
Erigeron canadensis is the source of this 1289-nucleotide messenger RNA. Its product is annotated as protein FLC EXPRESSOR. The coding region runs from base 134 to 1003 and encodes 289 amino acids. The transcript is spliced from 4 exons. NCBI's taxonomy places the organism in Eukaryota, Viridiplantae, Streptophyta, Magnoliopsida, Asterales, Asteraceae. The record is from RefSeq and is a predicted model, not a curated record.